AAUUUUGCAGGUCUUAAUCAAGGUUGACAAUGGCAAUCAUCUCCUGACCUCUCCUCGCCUCCCCUCAUCUCCUCGCUAUCCAAAGCAUAUUCCCUUCCGAAUUCCCUUCUCCUUGUCUGUUUUCCCGGGAGAAUGCUGCAGAAGACGUUGUUUGCUUUGCUGUCCUUUUGAUCUAGCUUGUCUUCGCCAUGGCUUUUCUCGUUCGUUCUCCGGAAAUAUCCACCGUCUUCGCUAGGAUUUUCGCCGACCCGAAUCCGAAUUCGAAACCUAAUCCUAACCCUAAAUCUCUGAGGAGGGUUGCGGUUUCUGCGGCUGAUACGAGAAACUGGUUGGGUUCUAAGGCUAGUGUAGGUGUCGAGGAUCAAAAGGCGGGGUUGUUCGGACAGUCAUCGGCUCUGGUGAAGGAAAGCUACAAAAGGAGCAGUGAGGAAGAAGAGAAGCAGAACUACUAUGCCAACUUGGGCGACGCUAUUCGUACUCUCAGAGAAGAGUUUCCCGAUCUCUUCUACAGAGAGCUCAGUUUUGAUAUCUACAGGGAUGACAUUGUGUUCAGAGACCCGAUGAACACUUUCAUGGGCGUCGAGAACUACAAGUCGAUAUUCUGGUCAUUACGUUUCCAUGGCAGGAUCUUCUUCCGUGCUCUCCGGGUUGACAUCAUCAGCAUCUGGCAACCUGCAGAAAACACACUGAUGAUACGGUGGACUGCCCAUGGAAUACCUCGUGUUCCAUGGGAGAGCCAUGGAAGGUUUGAUGGCACUUCAGAGUACAAAUUCGACAAGAACGGGAAGAUCUACGAACACAAGGUUGACAAUAUCGCCCUCAACUCGCCUCCAAAGUUCCACAUGCUCACAGUCCAGGAGCUAUUUGAAGCCGUGACCUGUCCUUCAACUCCGAAGCCAACAUACUUCGAGAUUUCUUCUUCAACCUUGGAAACAUCCUAUACUGCUACCAGAAGCUCUUUCCCGUGUAAGUGAUAUGGAGUGCCCGAGAUUCUUGGGUAGACUUUCUGUAUAUAGCUUCACGUGUGUAACAUAGAGAAAGAAAAGUGCCCAUUUUGUUUAAUUCCUCAGUUUUAAGGAAAAAAUAAAAUCACCAGUUUGCUCUCA
Messenger RNA from Tarenaya hassleriana, 1106 nucleotides. RefSeq lists its product as uncharacterized. The record is from RefSeq and is a predicted model, not a curated record. The transcript has 2 exons. The coding region runs from base 189 to 974 and encodes 261 amino acids. NCBI's taxonomy places the organism in Eukaryota, Viridiplantae, Streptophyta, Magnoliopsida, Brassicales, Cleomaceae.